Phlebotomus argentipes is the source of this 1682-nucleotide messenger RNA. Its product is annotated as probable cytochrome P450 28d1. Gene Ontology annotation, molecular function: heme binding; oxidoreductase activity, acting on paired donors, with incorporation or reduction of molecular oxygen; iron ion binding. The record is from RefSeq and is a predicted model, not a curated record. The coding region runs from base 47 to 1546 and encodes 499 amino acids. The transcript is spliced from 4 exons. Lineage: Eukaryota; Metazoa; Arthropoda; Insecta; Diptera; Psychodidae.
CCAGGAAACAAUCUUAUUGUCUCUGUUGAAGUGAAAAUUUGGUGAAAUGAUAGUUCUUUUGUACAUUGUGCUCGCCAUCGUGAGCAGUGUUUACUGCUUUCUCACGUGGAAUUACAAUCAUUGGCAAAAGAGGGAAAUUCCUUAUCCAAAACCUGCACUAUUUGUUGGAAAUCUUCCCGGCGCCGUGACACAAAAGCAUCACGUAGUUUACGAUGUCCAAAAAAUCUACAACCAAUUCAAGGAGCAAUACAACUUGGUUGGCAUUUUCAACAUGAGACAACCACAGUAUUUAAUCACCGAUGGAGCUUUGGCGAGAGAUAUGCUUAUCAACAAGUUCAAGAACUUUCACGACAAUGAAUUUGCCGAUAUGACCGAUAAGGAAAAAGAUCCGAUUCUCGGGCGAAAUCCAUUCAUGUUGAAGGGCGAAGAAUGGAAAGAAAAGAGAGCAGAAAUCACUCCAGCUUUCACACAACUCAGAAUUAAAGCCAUGUACCCAGUUAUCGAAGACGUCUGCGAGCGCCUGAAGAAAUACAUCUUGAAGGAAAAUCAUCAGGCAAUCGAGACGCGGGAAAUGUCAGCAAAAUUCACCACAGAUGUUGUCUCGAGUUGUAUUUUUGGCAUCGAUGCGGGAUCUUUCGCCGGAGAAAAAGCUCCCAUUCGCGAAAUGGGAAGGAGACUCAUGGAAUUCACACCAAGAAUAACGUUUUACUUCAUCGUGACUCAAUUGCUUCCGUCACUCAAGAAGAUAUACAAAAUUGCAUUUACUGAAAAAGUCGUUGAGAAGUUCUUUGAAGUCCUAAUGAAGGAUGCAAUUGACCUUAGGCAGAAAAGCAACAUCGAUAGAAUGGAUUAUCUUCACUAUCUUCUGGAAUUGCAGGAGAAAAAGAAACUCAGUGAACUCGACAUGGUUUCUCAUGCAAUUACUUUCUUCGUUGAUGGAUUCGAGACAUCAAGUAUUGUCUUGACUUACGCCCUCUUCCAAAUAUCCCGAAAUAAGGAUGUUCAGACGAAACUUAGAGAGGAAAUAAGGGAAACUUAUGAGAAACACGGGAAAAUUGACUUUGAUAUUGUCAAUGAAAUGCCUUAUCUUGAGCAAGUCUUGGCAGAAACUCUUCGUCUUCAUCCUCCGGGGACUUUCUUGAGCAGAGUCUGCACACAAUCCUGCGAAUUGCCUCUCACAGAAGACCGAAUGAUCACCAUUGACGAAGGUUCUUAUCUUAUGAUACCAAUUCACAGCAUUCAUCGCGAUGAAAGAUAUUUUGAAGACCCUGAAAAGUUCAUUCCUGAGCGUUUUGCACCAGAAAAAGGCGGAACGAAGAUUCACAAGGAAAAAGGAAGCUUUCUACCCUUUGGCGAUGGACCGAGAAUUUGCUUGGGAAUGCGAUUCGCUCAAACUCAAUUGAAAGCUGUAAUUGUGGCAAUUAUGAGAGAUUUCGAGCUCACGCUUGAUCCUAAAACUCCUGAGAAUUUCACUUUGAAUCCUAAGGAAUUUAUUCCUACAAUUCUAGGCGGAACUUGGCUGCGAUUUAAAGAAAUCAAUGGAUAAUCUCAUGCAUUUUUAUUAUGAUUAUCAUGUAUACGAUUUUAUGUUUUGAGAAUAACUGAUGAUUUAAUACAAACCGUGUAAUUUCAAUAAAACCCGCUGAAAAUACAUACGAGAUUUGUGUGAAUGUCGCGAAAUU